AUGCUGAAGUGGGUCGUAACGCGCGCACCACAGGCAAUGUGCAAUGAGUGGCAAACGCAUAACGAUCAUCAGUGGCGAUGGAACAUAGAGGCUCGCUAUCCAAAUCAAAAGUUAGAUUUUGAAAACAACAAUAAUAUACCACCAACGGAUGUCAAAUUUUGCUACGACGGCACCAAUUCACCAUGCGAUCAAACAGGUCUUAAAGCUACAGAUACUGCACCGAUGGCACCGACAGCAACAAACACCUCCUCGAGCGUGCUUUCUAGCGCAAAUCUCAACAAUACGGCGUCUUCCUUUCGCUAUUUCUUAGUAAAUCAUCAUUCGUCUCCUCUGAAAAUUCUACGCCAUUCACCCAUCGGUAACUUUGCAUCACGUAGCAGUACAUCUCCACGGCGUGCUGCUGGUUACCGUAGAGCAGUACAACGAAGACAACAGCGACGACGACUCUCCAGCCUUCACAUACGUGAACCAACGGAACUGGCAUCACCCAGCUAUCGGCAAGCGGAUGAUCCAGCGAAUGAUUUAUCCGGCGAUCUGCUUAUGACACCGUUGCCUGGCCGUGUUACUACCAUGAACGUACCGGCAACACAGUGGAAAGAGGUUUUGGACAUUUUUGCUGCCGAAAAUGAGCACUACAAUGAGCGCGAAAUCAAAACGCCCGAAAGGAUAACGUCGUCAAACCAUAGUACUAACCAACUGGUGAGACGUAGAGCCGUACGCAGAAGAAAACCCGCACAUACUCGCUGUACGAAGGACGUUUAA
Messenger RNA from Anopheles marshallii, 762 nucleotides. RefSeq lists its product as uncharacterized. The transcript has a single exon. The record is from RefSeq and is a predicted model, not a curated record. NCBI's taxonomy places the organism in Eukaryota, Metazoa, Arthropoda, Insecta, Diptera, Culicidae. The coding region runs from base 1 to 762 and encodes 253 amino acids.